GCGGUGGAGCCACCUUCAGGGAAAGACUCAAAGGGACUGUAGCUUUUUUACUACCGUCACCUGCCAAGAUGAAGCUGCUGUCACUGUGUCUGGGGCUGACUCUAGUCUGGGCACAUGAGGAAGGAAACCAUGAGGUUGUGACAAGCAACUUUGAUGUCCCAAAGAUUUCAGGGGAAUGGUAUACCAUUCUCUUGGGCUCAGACGUCAAAAAAAGGAUAGAAGAAAAUAGUGUCAUGAGGAUAUUUAUGGAACAUAUCCAAGGCUGGGAUAACUCUUCUCUGACGUUUAAAUUUCAUGUAAAAAUAGAUGGAGAGUGCAUUGAUAUUUCUGGGCUUUGUGACCAGGCAGCAGAGGAUGGUGUAUAUAAUGUUAUCUAUGCUGGAUUCGAUACAUUUCGAAUAGUUGAAGUCGUCUAUAGUGACUAUAUUAUUUUUCAUCUCAUUAGUUUCAACAAUGAGCAAACAUUCCAAAUGAUGGCACUCUUUGCCCGAGAACCAGAUGUGAGUCCGAAACUCAAGAAAAAGUUUGUGGAAAUUUGCCAAAAAUAUGGAAUUACUGAGGAAAACAUAGUUGAUCUGACCAAAGUUGAUCGCUGUCUCCACGCCCGAGGGAGGCAACUGUCCCAGGCAUCCAGUGCUAAGUGAAUGUUUCAUCACCUGAGCUCCAGGAUCACCCCUUCCAUGGUCCCCACGUCAUCUUGUGACAAGUUCUGUGACCUGAUGGCCAUCACUAUCUCACAUGAAAGCAUUAUCUCUGCAUCUUCAGGAUCUUCCCUCAGUUUCUAGCAAGACUCAUUAACUCGCCAAGAAUCAAGGGUUUUCUCCAAAUUUCUGAUUCUCUGUGGUAUACCCAGGAGAACUUGCCAUAAAUAAGACCUUCUUCUACCUUGUCAAUAAAUUAUUUUUCUUGCA
Rhinolophus ferrumequinum (greater horseshoe bat) is the source of this 911-nucleotide messenger RNA. RefSeq names its product salivary lipocalin-like. The record is from RefSeq and is a predicted model, not a curated record. The transcript has 7 exons. Lineage: Eukaryota; Metazoa; Chordata; Mammalia; Chiroptera; Rhinolophidae. The coding region runs from base 69 to 644 and encodes 191 amino acids. Gene Ontology annotation, molecular function: odorant binding; small molecule binding.